Messenger RNA from Nymphaea colorata (pocket water lily), 1426 nucleotides. RefSeq lists its product as uncharacterized. Gene Ontology annotation, molecular function: serine-type endopeptidase activity. Bases 389 to 928 code for a protein of 179 amino acids. NCBI's taxonomy places the organism in Eukaryota, Viridiplantae, Streptophyta, Magnoliopsida, Nymphaeales, Nymphaeaceae. The record is from RefSeq and is a predicted model, not a curated record. Gene Ontology annotation, cellular component: signal peptidase complex; membrane. The transcript has 9 exons.
GUUUUCCACUCUUCCCCAAUCCCCAUGAAGAUUUAGUCGAUCCGAUUCCCAUGCGCUUCUGUCCUCGGCCGAACUUUUCGGUCCCUUUUUUCUUUCUUCCGGUCAAAGACGAGUAAGGACUUUCGUCGAACCGAACGUGGACUUGUGUUCAAUGUCCCACCUCUUCUGCUUUUUCAUGUCUUGAUCGCCGCCGGGAACUCCUUCCAGCAACGGUCUCUGACUCUCUCCAUUUAUUGUUUACUUCCUCUCCGAAUCAAAACUAUGGAAAUUCAGAUGUAGAAUCGUCUGAUGUUUCCUCCAUUGUUGCUUACUUCUCUCUCGGCGUGUGUGUGUGUGUCUGUGGGCGUUUUCUGAAAACUUGGUUGUUGUUGUACGAGGAGUAAGUGCGAUGGGUUGGAUAGGGGAAGCAAUGGAGUCGAUUCGAUCGCUUCGGAUUAGACAAGUUGCUUCUCAAGCUAUCAGCCUCGGGAUGAUCGUUACUUCUGCUCUGGUGAUAUGGAAGGCGUUGAUAUGCAUCACGGGGAGCGAAUCGCCCGUUGUCGUGGUUCUUUCUGAAAGUAUGGAACCUGGGUUCCAGAGGGGGGACAUACUUUUCCUGCAUAUGAGCAAGGACCCUAUUCGAGCUGGGGAGAUUGUUGUCUUCAAUGUUGAUGGGCGCCCCAUUCCAAUUGUCCAUCGAGUAAUCAAGGUUCAUGAGCAGAGUGACAGUGGUGAAGUGGACGUACUGACAAAAGGUGAUAAUAAUAAACUGGAUGAUAGGAUUCUUUAUGCACCUGACCAGCUCUGGCUUCACCAGCAUCACAUUGUGGGUAGAGCUGUUGGAUUUUUACCAUAUGCUGGAUGGGUAACAAUUAUCAUGACUGAGAAGCCCAUUUUCAAGUACCUGCUUAUUGGAGCCUUAGGAUUGCUAGCCAUUUCAUCCAAUUAAUCGUUUUCCUUAAAGACAGGUCAUCCAUGAGUUGCACAGUUGGCUGGCCAGUUGCUCAGAAACUGAACCCGUUUUCCCUGCAAAAAGAUGGGGAAGGAUAGAGGGGUGGCUUUUGCUCUGCACGUUAAUGGUCCUCAAGUGAAUACCUGGGGCGCUUCUUGUGGUCUAUGAAUUUGUACUUUCAAUACAAAGACACGAAGAACUUCUCUUUCGAUGCUUCACAGUUUUAAUUUUCCAACUGAUUUUUUCGUUUAAAAUAUGGUUAUUGUUUAUGAAGGGGUCUGCUGGCAAUUACUGUUUGCACCUGUAGUAGGGAAGCCCCAUGGAUCAAGCCGUAUACUAUUUUGAGGUACCAUUGUUUGGUUCUCAACAAAAUAGGCUCAUAAGCAUUUUGUUGUAUGAGGAGAGUGAAAGAAAGACAUGGAAAUUUUACCAUGUAAAAUUCUUAUAAUAUUGGAAAGGUCAGGACUUAUUGCAAUGAAAUGCCAUUAGUAUCAA